This is a messenger RNA of Thlaspi arvense, 339 nucleotides long. Lineage: Eukaryota; Viridiplantae; Streptophyta; Magnoliopsida; Brassicales; Brassicaceae. The record is from the annotation of a GenBank genome assembly.
AUGGAGCACGGUUCGUUCACGAAUGAAAGAGAGGGUACAUUUACUCUUGCAGAAGAAGAUCACACACUUGCUAACGCCGUUCGAUUCAUGUUAAACCAAGAUCCGAGAGUAACAUUGGCUGGGUACAGCAUCCCACAUCCUUCCCUUGAAUGUGUCAAUAUCCGAGUCCAGACAACAGGCGAUCCGGCGAGGGAGGUUCUGAAAGAUGCAUGUCAAGAGCUCAUGAUCAUGAACAGACAUGUGAGGAGUGUCUUUGAUAAGGCUGUUGCAGAGUUCAAGGCCGAGCAAGAACAAAAGAAACAGAGGGAAAUCGACUCUAUGGACAUUGAAACCCACUGA